AUGAGCAUUCAGUGUAGACUUCAGAAAGGUCAACAAGAUUCGAAUAUUAUUCAAGAUGACACAUUAAUGCAAAUUUUUAACCAAACUAAACAUAACAAAAAGAAGAUUAUCAAACAGAACGAACAACAAUUCGUAUGGAAACGAUUCAAUACAUUAUUCAUUGAUUAUUUUCAAGAACCAAAAACAAAACGAAAGACAUCUGACAUUAGCAAACAAGAAAUUUUAAAAGUAUUACAUCUUACUCAAAGACAGGCAUGUAAACAACUUGGAUGUACAUUAUCCACAAUGAAAAGAAGAUUUUACGAAUUGAAAUCUGAUCUUGGUUUGAAAUGUUGGCCACAGAAUUAUAAUGAAAUUUGUAACUUGCCAAUAUUUCCAAAAAUUUAUCCAUUGAGUUUGAGUUUUAUCUUGAAUGCUUCAAAUGACGAAACGAGUAAAUCUGAAUGA
Molecule: messenger RNA, 447 nt
Organism: Naegleria gruberi
Lineage: Eukaryota; Heterolobosea; Eutetramitea; Acrasida; Naegleriidae
Exons: 1
Coding region: 1-447 (148 amino acids)
Source: RefSeq, a predicted model, not a curated record